GCCGUAGCGGCUCAAACACAGUAAACAGGAAGUGGAUUUUUCAUAGCGUCGAGUUGAAGAAGGCGGGCGAUUCCUGAGGGACGCCGUCAUCUCCUGCCGUUUACUGCCGCUCUCCGUCCUUCUCCACUUCCUCCUCCCGGCCUAGAGGAACUCUGCCGGGAGCUGCCGGCUCUACGCGCCGAACCAUGGCCGAAUACUCCUAUGUGAAGUCCACCAAACUCGUACUCAAGGGAACCAAGGCCAAGAGUAAAAAGAAGAAGAGCAAAGAUAAGAAGAGAAAACGAGAAGAAGAUGAGGAGACCCAACUUGAUAUUGUGGGAAUCUGGUGGACUGUAUCCAACUUUGGGGAGAUUUCAGGAACCAUUGCCAUUGAGAUGGAUAAAGGAGCCUAUAUCCAUGCCCUGGACAAUGGCCUUUUUACACUGGGAGCACCGCAUAGAGAAGUUGAUGAGGGCCCCAGUCCUCCAGAGCAGUUUACUGCUGUCAAACUGUCUGAUUCCAGGAUUGCACUGAAAUCUGGCUAUGGAAAAUAUCUUGGUAUAAAUUCAGAUGGACUUGUUGUUGGGCGGUCGGAUGCAAUUGGGCCAAGAGAACAAUGGGAACCAGUGUUUCAAGAUGGGAAAAUGGCUUUAUUGGCCUCAAAUAGCUGCUUUAUUAGAUGUAAUGAGGCAGGUGAUAUAGAAGCAAAGAAUAAAACAGCGGGAGAAGAAGAAAUGAUAAAGAUUAGAUCCUGUGCUGAAAGGGAAACCAAGAAGAAAGAUGACAUCCCAGAAGAGGACAAAGGAAAUGUGAAGCAGUGUGAAAUCAACUAUGUAAAGAAAUUUCAGAGCUUCCAAGACCACAAACUCAAAAUAAGCAAAGAAGAUAGUAAAAUUCUUAAAAAGGCUCGGAAAGAUGGGUUUUUGCAUGAGACGCUUCUGGACAGGAGAGCCAAAUUGAAAGCUGACCGAUACUGCAAGUGACAGAGACGUUUUUGUGUUGUUUUGAUUUUUUUUUGGGGGGGUGGUAUUUGUUUGUUUUUAUCCUGAAUAAAAAUAUUCACUGUAACUCUGCUUUUACAGAUUUCUUGAGUACUUUCAAAAUUACAGCUUAAUUUAUUAUCUUGUUUGACCAAGAUUGAUCAAGUUUAAUCUACAUCCUUCGUGGAAUUUACUUCUCAGGCAAGAGUAACCACUUAAGGGACUGCAGAACUUCUUCACUGAAUUCUCUGUCGCGUUACUUGAGAAGACACGCUUCCCCGCUGCGCUGGGCUCUUGCUGUUUGUUGCUCUGCUGCUUCUCUUUAUCUCGGUCCAAGCUUGAUCUGUACAUUUAGAGGAUUAGAGUGUAAGUAAAGCCUUGGUACUCUUCUCUGUCUUUCUUUCUUUUUUGUUUGUUUGUUUGGGAUUUUUUCUUCUAUCUUCAUUGUUCAUUUGAUUAAUCGAUUGCUUGUUUUGUAGUCUAGUAACAUAAUAGUCCUGUUGUGCAGAAGGACAUUUCAGGGCCAGCCUGGGUUGCGUGAGACCCUGUCUCAAAAAAGGGGCCAAAAAAAGUGUUUUAGGCAGGUUCUCUAGAAGACUAGAAUGGGGUUGGAGUUGGGGGGGAGGCCUUUAAAAUACUGAUAGCCAUAUCACACCUGAGACACUAAGAACCCAGUACUCAGUUCUUGAGACUAGGUACGUCAGUAGUUCUAGCUGUCCUAGAAUAGUUGAGAAUAGCUCUCUCACUGUGGGGGCAAUGAUCCACACUUACUAAUUUCAUGAGUUGGGAUCUGGCACCAGAAGCGCAGGAACUUCCCAUAGAGCCUGUGGUCCUGCUCCACAAUGAAGGCUUGGAAAUGCUAGUAGUGAAGGAACCAGCAGUGUGAUUCAACUCAGCACAAGAGGGAAAGACGGACAAGAGGAGACCGCGACAGUCAGAGUGGGCCUUCCCAUGUCUGGGAUAUCAGGGCAAGUCUUUGGGUGAGGCUCUCCACUCAGCUGAUUAUAAUUUGUGGCAAGUUGACAUUAAAAUCAACCAUAAUCGAAAAGAAAACUUUGCUAACCUGCCCAACCCUGCCUACUUUGGGGUUUUAUGUUUCAUGCCUCUCCAAAUCUAGUCUUAGUGUUCAGUACCUAGUGUCUGCUUUAUGUAGGCACACUCGCGGUGGACUCAGCCCGCCUUAUUCCUGCUGCAGCAGCAGAGCAUUGCCACACACGCUUCUCCAGUGUCUGAACUUGGGGAACCUAUUCUUACUCUCUCAGUCCUGGCUGUGGGGCUUUGUAAGGUACACACAUAUUUCAGUGUCUCAGCAGGACGAGGGCGCUUCCACACAGCAGCAGUCUGCCACAGCCAGAAAUUGUCUAACCUAAAAUGCCAACGCUCCAAGGCUGUAAAACCUUCAAACUCGCAUGAUCAUCUGGGCUUUUCCCCCUCCCAAUACCACAGAGUAACAGCACAAAGUUAGUGAAUAAAAUGGCAGCCCAUCUGUAGUCUUCAGUAUAGAUUCCCAGGAACCAUCCUUAGAUGCAAGGCUUGACAAAUACAGCAUUAGACCCAAAGUUUGCUUUUAAGGAAAACUCCAAGUAAAUCUGAAGCAAGUGAUAGAAAAAACAUUGGGAGGUGGGGCUAGAAGUCACUAAAAGAUGGAGAGGUAUGUUGAAGGAUUGGCAGAAUUAAUACUAUUCAAAAAAGAUGGCUGUAUUACCCAAUGUAAGCUAGAGAUUCAGUGCAAUCCCCAUAAAAAUCCCAGUGAUGUUUUUAUAAAAUGAGAAAGCAACAAUUACAGAUUUGUAUGAAAGCAUAAAAGACCGAAUAAUGCAGUCCCUAGCAGUGUGUUAAUACCCAGUCUCGCGGUAACAAGAACAAUAUGAUACAGGUGAAGUAAAAGACACCACCAACAGGAAAGGAAAGUACUCUGGGUAAAUCCGUGUACAUUGACAACGUUGUCAGAAACACAUUGGACAAAAUACUGCCUCUAAUAAACCAUUCUGGAAAACUGGAUUUCCACACACACAUCAUUUGUCUUGCAUUAAGGUAAAAAUGAAUUGAAGAUCACAGUGUAAGACCUGAAACCAGCCACUCGGGGGGAACAGGAUUUUACGAAAAGGAUCCCAGUACCACAGAAACAAUCCCAAGAAUUGAUAAAUGAUAAUUGAUAAUCACAUGAAAUGCAAAUUUCUACACAGCAGAAGAGCAUUCACCAGUGAAGAGAAAACCUACUGAAUGGGAGGAAAUGACAGAAUAGCUCAUUACAUAUCAGAGAGGAUGAAUACCCAGAGUGAUGAUUCUCAAAAAUUACAUAAGUCAUGUAUUCAAUAGAUGGAAUGAUGAUCCAAGGAGCCAGUUCUCUGAAGAAGACAUGCAAAUGGCCAAUAAGUACUUGGGAAACACUCAACAUCAUGAGCUAAUAGGAAAUACAAAUUAAAACUGCUUUGAGAUUUCAUCUCACCCAGGAAAACUUAUCAUUAAGAAAGCAUGCUGCAGAAGAGGUGAGGAAAGAGGAACCCUUCUCCACUGAUGACGAGAAUACAGACUGAUGCAACUACCUUAAAAAAAAUAUGGAGGGACUGGAGAGGGACCAGCACUUGUUGCCCUUGCAGAGGACCUGGGUUUGGUUUCCAACAGACACGGGUUGGCUAACGACAGUCUGUAACUCCAGUUUCAGAUCUGACACCUGCCCUCUGGUUAUUGUACACAUCUGCGUAUAGAUAGACUUGCAGGUGAAACACCCAUACACAUAAAAAACCAUGCCGGGUAUGUGGCAUACACCUUUAAUGCCAGCAAGUGCAGAGGCUGAUGGAUCUCUGAGUUCGAUGCCAGCUUGGUUUACAUAGUACAUUCUAGGACAGCCAAGACUACAGAGAGGAACCGUGUUUCAAAAAGCAAUAAUAGUAAUAAUAAACCUGUUUUAAAAAUCAGUAUGGAGGUUCCUCAAAAAAAAAAAAAAGAAAAGAAAAUAGAGCUACUGUAUGACUUAGCCACUUGAGCAUAUACACCAGCAACUAGGCGACGUGCCACAGAGAUACCUUCCCACCCAUUCUCAUUGCUUCACUGCUCACAAUAGCCAGGACACUGAGACAGCAAUGAACUCAUCUACAGAUCAGUAGAUAAAUGUAGUGCAAAACACUAUGGAAUUUUAAACAACCAUACAGGAAAGUGCAGUCACGACAUUUACAAGAAAUUGGAUCUUACUGGAAAUCGUUAGGUUUCUAAAUAAACCAGACUCGCACAAAUACAUGCUGUAUCAUUCUGAAUUUCAUUUAGAAUGGCGUGUGUGUGUACUUUGAGGGGGUGUGUCAUGGAGAUGGGAGCAAGAGACCAGAAGGGAGAUGGAAAAAUUAAUGGAACAUUUGUAAUAGGAAAGCAGUAAAAGGAGACGAAUUGGGAGUGAGGAAGAACAAAGCAUGUUGCGCGUGAAAAUGCCAUGGGGAACUCAUCCCUGAGCUAACCGAGAAACUAAAAAGCACUCCCAUCAAAAGACAGACCCUUGAUUUCAAACACUUGCUUGAUACCCAGGACUAUGCCUGCCAACUGAUUUUCCUGGGACAACAUUCCCUUCAUCUGCAUUUCUGUACAGAUCUUCUGUACAAAGUCCUGGAUCUUUGAUGGCCUCAUGUUCUCCAAUUUCCUUCCCUUAUUACAAUAAAUGGACCUAAUUACAGGUCCUGAGGAAGAUAAACGUAUAUAUUGUGUUUUGGAGUAAAUGUACCAGUGAAGGCGGACACUAAGUGUAGACAACAAAUCUGCCCAGUUAUGUACAUCAGUGCUGCUGGAACGUCAGUCUGGGUGAGUGGCAGAGGUUAAAUCAAGUGUCACAGAGCACUGACCUAUGAGUGCCCGAGGCCCAGGAUUCAGCCCGUACUUGGUAGUAUGGAAUAAAGGCAUGUAAUUGUUUUCUCUUUACAUCUCACGUCUCAGGUUACUGUGAGGAAUCCCAGACUACAAUAGUGCCCUGAUGGAAUAGUCUGGUAGCCUUAUCAAAAAUAAGAUUAUACAAGAUAAAGACCCUGACCUGAGAAAAGGCGCCCACAUUUCUUCAGAUUAGAUCUUAUCUAACCGUAUAGAAGUUCAUUUGAGGUGUAUAGACUGAUUUCUUAGAGGAAAUAUCUUCUUAAUAUAAAAUAUUUCUAUUGAAAAUAAUACUUUAUGUA
Molecule: messenger RNA, 5110 nt
Organism: Chionomys nivalis (European snow vole)
Lineage: Eukaryota; Metazoa; Chordata; Mammalia; Rodentia; Cricetidae
Gene: Frg1
Product: FSHD region gene 1
Exons: 9
Coding region: 186-962 (258 amino acids)
Cellular component (GO): nucleolus; striated muscle dense body; catalytic step 2 spliceosome
Molecular function (GO): actin filament binding
Source: RefSeq, a predicted model, not a curated record